This is a messenger RNA of Stomoxys calcitrans (stable fly), 770 nucleotides long. Its product is annotated as tissue factor pathway inhibitor. The transcript has 2 exons. The record is from RefSeq and is a predicted model, not a curated record. The coding region runs from base 140 to 637 and encodes 165 amino acids. Gene Ontology annotation, molecular function: serine-type endopeptidase inhibitor activity. Lineage: Eukaryota; Metazoa; Arthropoda; Insecta; Diptera; Muscidae.
GAUCAGACUCUUGUGAUUCAAUGGCAUUAACUAGAUGUGACUACGAAGAGAGUGGACUUGAAUUUGGAGCGGAAGAAAAAUAUUUAAAAACUUGUUAAUAAUUUUUGCUGUGCAAAGGAAAAAAAACAGAAAAGAUAAUAUGUGGUCAUCAAGGGGCUUCGGAUUACUGCUGGCUGCCAUCUUCUAUAUGGGGCUUAUGGGCAUCUCAAAAGCUGAUACUAAAGUUGUGACAACAACCACUAACAAACCGCCGACCAAAGAUCCCAAAUGCCUUUUACCCAAGGAACCUGGUCCGUGUCGCAUGCGUUUGGACCGUUUCUAUUACAAUGUGGAGACCGAUUCAUGCGAGGAAUUUGUUUUUGGUGGCUGCAGAGGCAAUGAAAAUGCCUUUGGAUUCAAGGAGACCUGUGAAAAGGCAUGCAAGGGCUUACCAGUACCAUCCAUAGCUAUGAAGGGAUCUACCUUAAAAUCAUUGACCGCCGAUUCAGCCGUCACCGAGAAGGGUAUGACAACCACCUCUAGAACUCUACAACCAGAAAAAAUUGUGAUGUCGACUGUAACCACUCCCAAGCCCGCUCAAAAGGCGGUGGUGUCCCAAGUUACAACUCCCAAACCCCAGGUAGCUUUAAAGCACUGAGCCAAAGGAACUUUUCUAAAUUGCUUUGGAACGCUUGGUUGGUUGAAAUAAACUCGUGUUUACAUAUAAAAUAAAAAAAUGAAAACAAGUACUCAGUCCUAUUAAAUAAUAAAAUAAACAAUUUGGAAGCUUG